Lathyrus sativus (Indian pea) is the source of this 1665-nucleotide messenger RNA. NCBI's taxonomy places the organism in Eukaryota, Viridiplantae, Streptophyta, Magnoliopsida, Fabales, Fabaceae. The record is from the annotation of a GenBank genome assembly.
AUGGAGGUACUACAAGGUGAGAAUCUGAAUAGUAGAAUCGACCCAAGAAGUGGAUUUUGCAGUUCCAAUUCAAUCUUCUACAGCAAGAGGAAACCUCUCUCUCUUCCUCCAAACUACUCCUUAGAUGCCACCACUUUCAUCUCCUCCCGCGCCCAUCACGGCAACAUCGCCUUCAUCGAUGCCUCCACCGGCCGUCAUAUCACCUACCAACAACUCUGGCGAGCUGUCGAUUCCGUCACCUCCUCGCUCUCGACCAUUGGAAUCAGAAAAGGUGACGUCAUCCUCCUUCUCUCUCCCAACUCCAUCUACUUUCCCGUCGUCUGUCUCUCCGUCAUGUCCCUCGGCGCCAUCAUCACCACCACCAAUCCCCUCAACACAACACGCGAAAUUGCAAAGCAGAUCGCUGACUCCAAACCUGUCCUCGCCUUCACAACCCCUCAACUCGUUUCCAAAAUCACCGGAGCAUCACCAUCACUCCCAGUUAUUCUCAUGGAAACCGACAGCAACUCAUCCUCAUCAACAAACACGCUAGAGAAAAUGAUGGAGAAAGAACCGGAGUUGAGUAGAGUGAGCGAACGAGUCAACCAGGACGACACGGCCACUCUACUUUACUCGUCGGGAACUACUGGACCCAGCAAAGGAGUGGUAUCUUCACACAAGAACCUCAUAGCUAUGGUUCAAAUUAUAAUAGAUAGGUUCAGUGAAUCAAAAGAGAAUCGUGGAGAAACAUUCAUAUGCACGGUUCCAAUGUUUCAUAUAUACGGUCUCGCGGUGUUCGCUACAGGGCUUCUCGCUUUGGGUUCAACCAUCGUUGUUCUCUCCAAAUUCGAGAUGCACGACUUGCUUUCAUCCAUUCAGAGAUUCAGAGCCUCGUUCCUACCGCUGGUGCCGCCCAUACUGGUUGCUAUGUUGAACAACGCAGAUGCUAUUAAUAGCAAGUACGAUUUGAGUUCCCUUCACACGGUUCUCUCCGGCGGGGCUCCUCUGAGUAAAGAAGUUACUGAAGGGUUUAUUGAAAAGUAUCCCAAUGUUAAGAUCCUUCAGGGUUAUGGGCUGACAGAGUCGUCUGGAGUUGGAUCUUCCACUGAAUCUUUGGAAGAGAGUCGUAGGUACGGCACGGCUGGGCUAGUCUCUUCUUCCACGGAGGCUAUGAUUGUUGACACUGAAACUGGUAAACCGCUACCGGUUAACCGGACCGGUGAGCUUUGGCUUCGGGGUCCCACUAUCAUGAAAGGUUAUUUUAGCAACGAGGAGGCAACAUCAUCAACUAUUAAUUCAGAGGGUUGGUUAAGAACAGGAGAUGUAUGCUAUAUUGAUACUGAUGGAUUCUUAUUUGUUGUGGAUCGCUUGAAAGAGCUCAUCAAAUACAAUGGAUAUCAGGUCCCUCCAGCAGAACUAGAGGCUUUGUUACUCAACCAUCCUGAUAUUUUAGAUGUUGCUGUCAUACCGUUCCCAGAUAAAGAAGUUGGACAGUAUCCAAUGGCAUAUGUGGUAAGGAAGCCUGGAAGUAACAUAUCACACACCCAAGUUAUGGAUUUUGUCGCACAACAGGUGGCUCCAUACAAGAAAAUUAGAAAAGUGGCAUUCAUAUCUUCUGUACCCAAAAAUCCAUCUGGUAAAAUUCUUCGAAAGGAUCUCAUCGCGCUUGCUACAUCUAAACUCUGA